CCUGCCGUCGGGGUGAGUCUCGGGGCGUCCGGCGCCUCGGUGAUGGGCCUGGCGUCGCCCGCGACCACCGAGGCCCCGGUCUCGACCCCGGCCCCGCGUAGCAGCCAGGCAGAGUUGUCCGCAGGGAACGAGAACGGGACCUCAGAACAGCAUGUCCGGAUUCGAGUCAUCAAGAAGAAAAAGAUCAUCAUGAAGAAGCGAAAGAAGCUAACUCCCCCCAGCCCCCCAGUGACUGCCAGGGCUUCAGUGACCACCAGCCCUGCAAGGACCUUUGACCUCCCCGAGAAGCAAGAACCAGACUGUCCCCCUUUGGGCCUGGAGUCCCUGCGAGUUUCAGAUAACCAGCUCGAUGCAUCUAGCAGCCAGUCCUUUGGUCUUGGACCACACCGAGGACGGCUCAACAUCCAGUCAGGCCUGGAGGAUGGUGAUCUUUUUGACGGGGCCUGGUGUGCCGAGGAGCAGGAUGCCGAGCCAUGGCUUCAGGUGGAUGCUAGGCACCCCACCCGCUUCUCAGGCAUUAUCACACAGGGCAGGAACUCCAUCUGGAGGUAUGACUGGGUCACAUCAUACAAGGUCCAGUUCAGCAAUGACAGUCUUACCUGGUGGGGGAGUAAGAAUCGCAGCAGUGGGAUGGACGCGGUAUUUCCUGCCAAUUCGGACCCAGAGACGCCAGUGCUGAACCUCCUGCCUGAGCCGCAGGUGGCCCGUUUCAUUCGCCUGCUGCCCCAGACCUGGCUCCAGGGAGGUGCAUCCUGCCUCCGGGCAGAGAUCCUGGCCUGCCCCGUCUCAGAUCCUAAUGGUCUAUUCCCUGAGGUCCCUGUGCUGGGAUCCUCCGACACACUGGACUUCCGGCAUCAUGAUUAUAAAGCCAUGAGGAAGCUGAUGAAGCAGGUGAACGAGCAAUGCCCCAACAUCACCCGCGUCUACAGCAUCGGGAAGAGCCACCAGGGCCUGAAGCUGUAUGUGAUGGAAAUGUCGGACCAGCCUGGGGAGCAUGAGCUGGGUACUGGCAGGUGGGGUGGGAGAGGUGGGCGCAGCGGCGGGGAGGGGCAGGGGCAUGAGCCAGUUGCGAGCACCUGUGUGCUCCCAGGAGAGCCUGAGGUGCGCUACGUGGCCGGCAUGCACGGGAAUGAGGCGCUGGGGCGGGAGUUGCUCCUGCUCCUAAUGCAGUUCCUGUGCCGUGAGUUCCUGAGAGGGGACCCGCGGGUGACCCGGCUGCUUGCCGAGACGCGCAUUCACCUGCUGCCCUCCAUGAACCCUGACGGCUAUGAGACUGCCUUCCGCCGGGUAGGCCACUUGGCCCGAGGGCCAGCCUGCUCCUUCUGUCGCGGUGCCCGGAGCCUGCUUGGCUUGAACAAACCUCGUCCCUGGCAGGGCUCGGAGCUGGUGGGCUGGGCAGAGGGCCGCUGGAACCAUCAGGGCAUUGACCUUAACCAUAAUUUUGCUGACCUCAACACACCACUGUGGGAAGCAGAGGAUGAUGGGCUGGUGCCUGACACUGUCCCCAACCAUCACCUGCCACUGCCUACUUACUACACCCUGCCCAAUGCCACUGUGGCUCCUGAAACGCGGGCAGUGAUCAAGUGGAUGGAGCGGAUCCCUUUUGUGCUAAGUGCCAACCUCCACGGGGGUGAGCUCGUGGUGUCCUACCCCUUCGACAUGACUCGGACUCCGUGGGCUGCCCGUGAACUCACGCCCACCCCAGAUGAGGCAGUGUUUCGCUGGCUCAGCACUGUCUAUGCUGGCACUAAUUGGGCAAUGCAGGACCCAGAUCGCCGACCCUGCCACAGCCAGGACUUCUCCUUGUAUGGCAACAUCAUCAACGGGGCUGACUGGCACACAGUUCCUGGGAGCAUGAAUGACUUCAGCUACCUACACACCAACUGCUUUGAAGUCACUGUGGAGCUGUCCUGUGACAAGUUCCCUCACGAGAACGAGCUGCCCCAGGAGUGGGAGAACAACAAAGAUGCCCUUCUCACCUACCUGGAACAGGUGCGCAUGGGCAUUGCCGGAGUUGUGAGGGACAAGGACACGGAGAUUGGGAUUGCUGAUGCUGUCAUUGCCGUGGAUGGGAUUAACCACGAUGUAACAACGGCAUGGGGUGGGGAUUAUUGGCGCCUGCUGACCCCAGGGGACUAUGUGGUGACUGCCAGUGCUGAGGGCUACCAUGCAGCGACUCGGAACUGUCGGGUCACCUUUGAAGAGGGCCCUGUGCCCUGCAAUUUCCACCUCACCAAGACUCCCAAACAGAGACUUCGAGAGCUGCUGGCAGCUGGGGCCAAGGUGCCCCCGGACCUUCGGCGGCGGCUGGAGCGGCUGAGGGGACAGAAUUAACACCUCUAGCCGAAGAGCCCCAGAGCCUUGGGCAGGCUGGACCUGUCCGGAACUGAAGGAGGGGGCACGGAGAGUUGGGAGGGAGGGACAAAGUAGGGGGAAAGGUGCUCAGGCUCAUUAAAGCUGUUUGGCACCUCA
Messenger RNA from Physeter macrocephalus (sperm whale), 2472 nucleotides. It is a transcript of the gene CPXM1, whose product is annotated as carboxypeptidase X, M14 family member 1. Gene Ontology annotation, biological process: peptide metabolic process; protein processing. The record is from RefSeq and is a predicted model, not a curated record. NCBI's taxonomy places the organism in Eukaryota, Metazoa, Chordata, Mammalia, Artiodactyla, Physeteridae. Gene Ontology annotation, molecular function: metallocarboxypeptidase activity; zinc ion binding. The coding region runs from base 43 to 2334 and encodes 763 amino acids. The transcript is spliced from 12 exons.